ACCCCCAUCCCUUCUCCCAGUCCCGAUCAGUCGGAGAGUGAUGAGACACCGCGUACGUGCCCCAGCACGCAGCCCGUCCUAUCCCCGUCUCCCUGCUCUUCCUGCUCGUUGCCGAGCGUCGCCGAAUUCGCAGCCGUCCUGGCCCGACGCCGUGCGCGGCACUGGGCGUGGCUGCGCACGCCCCGGCCCGCCGAGACUCCGCCGCGAUGCCGGCCGACAGCUCGGAGGACCUCAUGCAGCAGGCUGCCGAGGCGGGGCACCUGCUGGCGGAGGAUAGCCCCGCCGCUCCCCGACGGCUCGCCGGCAAUCGCCGGCGCGCGGCCGGCGCGGCGGCGGCUGCUGUUGCGCUCGCGCUGGUGGCCGCGGCGGCCGUGUGGCGCGGCGGCAGCGGGGCGGGCCGGGAGGCGGCCGACGUCGCCGCGGCGAGGUUGCAGGUAGAGACCAAGUCGAGACACGCCAAGAACUCGAAGACGGCCCAAGUCAGGCCGAAGGUGGCCGCGGACAGUGUGACGGUGGCCACGAACAGCGCGCCGAAAGAGCCGUGCGUGUGGAAGGGUGGCGAUUGCACGCGGUCCCAGUGUUGCCUCGACGGCGGCGACCACGGCUUCCAGUGCUUCCAGCGCGACGGGGAUCUCUCCGUGUGCGCCGAGUCUUGCGCUGAGGGUGUGCACGAGGAGGACGACACCGUGCUUUACGACAAGUCUGGGAACACGUACAAGCCAGAGUGGACUUGCGAGAAGGUCGGGAAGCGGUCCGAGCCUGGUUGUCAUGUGUUCGAGGAGAAGACGUGCCCCAAAGACCGGUGCGAAUGGAAGGCUAACAAGUGCAAGUUGCCGUGUGCGGACUUCUCCGACCAGAACACAUGCAACGGCCGCGAUGAGUGCAUGUGGCAUGGCGACACUUGCAAAGACAGCUGUUGGGUGUAUGGGAAGAGUAAGAAUUGCACCUCCGAGGAAAACAGAGACCGGUGUGUGCAGAGGGGUGACCAAUGUGUUGCCGGUUGCUGGACCUACUCUGACAAGGGCGGGUGCGGGACCGGCACCCAGUGCAUUUGGCGCCCCGGGGGAUUCUGUGAAGAGGACGAGUGCUCUGCUCCUGGGGAAGAUUGCACGGAGACAAAGUGUUGCAGUGGUGCUCGAGGCGGUGGUGGCAUGACUUGCUUUAAGCAGGACGAGUAUUACGCAACGUGUUCAAAGUCCUGCUCUGAGGACGGCUGGGACUGUACGGAAUUGGGGAAUCGCACCAAGACUGACCCGCAUUGCAGUUGGGCGGGCUUGGACUGUUCUCAGACCGGCAUGUGCUGCAAUGUAGGCUUCGAAUGCAUGGUGAAGGACGAGUAUUUCACCGGGUGCGUCCAGACCUUCACCAUGGUGAUCCAGAAGGGCGAGUUGACGAAGGUCCAGAUGGACCUGCCCGAGGGCUGGCCGGCGGACCCGAAGUUUAUCGGGGGCGGGCAGCUCGAGUACGAGUUUCCGAAGGCACAGGACGGCGAGGAGUUGGGAACCGACUUGUACUGCGUCAUGGCCUACCUCCCAGGUUCAUAUGAGGAGGGCUUGAUGGAGGUGGCCAAGGCGAACAGCGCGAGCGUAUUCGCAUGUGACGCCUACGAUUUAUUCCAAACGUGGCAGUCAACCUACGUUGAUUGGGCUUCCGAGCAGACGACUUUGCAGAACACUGAUGUCUUCCUCAACGUAUGGGAGCAGGUCAAGAAAGCUGGACACCUCUGGUCGCACAGCUGGACAGUGAAAGUGGACCCGGAUUGCCUUCUCGUGCCGCAGCGCUUGAAGUGGCAUUUGGAGGCGCUGAAAGUGCCCAAGAAGCAGCCGAUCUACGUGAAAAACAACGACCUGAACGCUUCGCAGGGUAACAACGGUUUCCUUGGCGCAGUCGAGAUAUUUUCGCGGGAGGCCUUGGAGUUGUACUACGAUUGGUGGCCGAAUUGUCAGGAGACCCUCGGGGUGGACUCCGGGGAGGACGGCUUCAUGAAGGGGUGCAUGGACGCGCUCGGCGUCGGCUACGUGGUGGACGGCGGCGGGUUCAAGCCGGACGACGACGUCGCAGUCUGCAAGCAGGGCAAGUGGGCAGCCUACCACCCGAUGAAGGACCAGAAAAACUACCAGUGCUGCAUCGACAUUAUCAAUGGCAUCGACCGGGAGACAGAGUGGGGCCACUGCCCAGAAAUGCCGGACGAUUGGGCCAACAGGACUUGGCCUGGUGCUGGGCCAGAGGGGCAUGAGCCGAGGUGGCGGAAGCAAGCACAGUGAGAAUUUGGAGUCUGAGACCCACGGAGGCCGAAGCGACGUCCUUUCUUGAUUUGUUUUGCCUUGGCCUUGUGAGUUUGUAGAUAGUUUAAUAAUUCGUUCCCAUGGGAAUGCGCGGCCGAAUUGGUCCCGUGCUCCGUUCCAGGUCCAGCCAGGCAGCGGACGCGCGUGGUGCAUGCGGAUUGUAAUUUGCCCCCGUGAGGGGUGCAUGCGGAUUGUAAUUUGCCCCCGUGACACAAAAGGUUUGUGCCGAAUCUACAGUUUGUAGGCGGGCGGCUUGGUCAAAGUUCCAAGCUUCGCAGUGAAACUAGAAUGAUCCGAGGAUGCAACGUCUUCAGUCCCGUGCUCCAGUUUCGCAACCGUCGCAGGGAUCGCAGUGUGUAGCAUUUUUUGUUGACGGUGCUUGGACGUCACACUUGCGCAAGCUUCUUUCAUCAAACGAAUCCAUUGUGCUCAGAUCGACUGAACUCUUAUAACGUCGAGUCACCGCUGCCCCCUCUGAUGGGCCCAAUGUGGAAAACUUGCCCAUCACCCUUGCCUUCUAGAAAC
Messenger RNA from Prorocentrum cordatum, 2810 nucleotides. Lineage: Eukaryota; Dinophyceae; Prorocentrales; Prorocentraceae. The record is from the annotation of a GenBank genome assembly.